AUGUCUAGACUCCAAUUUUACUAUGCAGAGCUGGCAUGUAGUCUUAAAGUCACUGAAAAUAGUGACGUAUAUAGCUUUGGCGUGGUGCUGCUAGAACUAAUUACGGGUAGAAGACCUGUUGAAGAGGAAUAUGGAGAAGGAAAAGAUAUUGUUUAUUGGGUUUUAAAUCAUCUCAAUGACCGUGAAAGUGUUCUCAGGGUUCUGGAUGAUAAAGUGGCAACUCAUUCUGUCCAAGAUGACAUGAUUAAGGUCUUGAAGGUUGCAGUCCUUUGUACUACUAAGCUUCCAUCCGUUCGUCCUACUAUGAGGGAGGUGGUCAAAAUGCUCAUUGAUGCCGAUCCUUGCGCUUUCAAGUCCCGAAAAAACGAUUCUGACAAAAACAGCAAGUUUUUCCUCUAG
Messenger RNA from Juglans regia (Persian walnut), 399 nucleotides. RefSeq names its product receptor protein-tyrosine kinase CEPR2-like. Gene Ontology annotation, biological process: protein phosphorylation. The coding region runs from base 1 to 399 and encodes 132 amino acids. The transcript has a single exon. The record is from RefSeq and is a predicted model, not a curated record. Lineage: Eukaryota; Viridiplantae; Streptophyta; Magnoliopsida; Fagales; Juglandaceae. Gene Ontology annotation, molecular function: protein kinase activity; ATP binding.